GACUUGCAAACUUGUCCAUCUAUUAUGCAUGUCAGUAUACCUUUAGUGCGUUCUUGAGCUCAUUUCCAGGUACACACAACCGAGAGGUAGCCUGCAGGAAGACGCUGUGUACUGAAGGAAAAGCUCGUGGCACUCUGAGGGGAGUCAACAAUGGAGCUGAUUGGAUCCACCCUGACAGCCACAUAUGCUCGGCCAAAAACCAGCCACUUCCUCCCUGCCAUCUCCACCAUGGCAUCCAGCUAUCGCAACACCCAGCCUGCCUUGGCCAUGAAUCCCAGUGCCAACCUGUGGAGGACCAACAGCUAUUUCAAGAGCAGCAGCACGGUCCCAACCCCUUCUUCCUUACCGCGAGAGAAUUUAGACCUGGUUCGAGCCAAGACAAUGUUCUACCCAUCCAACAGGACGGCGCUGACCACCCGCUACACCCCAGACGAUUGGUACAAGUCCAACCAAAACAACUACAGGGAGUCGGAGUCGUCCCGGAAAAGCGCAGAGAGACUGAGAAGAGACACCAUGAGGCUGAUGCAGGAUAGAGAGCAGAUGACCAGGAGAACUCAGGAGAGCACCAGCAAGAACAUCGGUGAGCGGCUCAACGACAUUGUCUUCUGGAGGUCUGAGCUGACCCAUGAGACUGACAACAUGGUGACUGAGAUAGCAGCUCUCACUGAGGUCAAGAGGAGGCUGGAGAGAGCCUUGGCAGAGACCGAGGGGCCCCUUCAGGUGUCUCAAGAGUGUUUGUACCACAGAGAGAAGCGGAUGUCCAUCGAUCUGGUACAUGACGACGUAGAGAAAGACCUCAUAAAGGAAGUGGAAGUCAUCAAGUCAUGUCAAGAAAGGAUGAGGCGAUAUCUGGACCGAGCCAUCGCACAGCUGGCGUCAAACAGAGCAGCCCAGCAUGAACUGGAAAGAGACAUGAGUGACAAAGUGACAGCCCAGAGGAUCGAUGACAGGUGUCACCAUCUGAGGAAUACAUCAGAUGGUAUUGGCUAUUACAGAGGGAUCGAAAGACUAGACCCUUCACUCUCUCUGCCAGAUUCGUGGUCCAAGUUCACGGAUGACAACAUCUUGCACUCCCAGAGCGAACGGACUUCCUCCCACAAGCUCAGGGAUGAGAUAGAAAUCUUGCUGAACACCACAUCUAAUGAAAUGUGGAACCAGUUCAACAAUGUCAACGUGGCCUUCACCAACCGUGUAUCAGAGACCGCUGAUGCCAAGAACAGCCUGCAAACACACCUGGCUAAGACUCUGCAGGAGAUCUUCCAGACUGAGAUGCUGAUUGAGUCUCUGAAGAAGGCUCUAAGAGACAAAGAGUGCCCACUGAAAGUGGCUCAAACCAGGCUGGAGGAGAGGACCCGCAGGCCAAACAUAGAGCUCUGCAGGGACAACCCACACCAUAGACUUGUGAGUGAGGUGAGAGAGAUCGAGGACACCAUUCAUAAGCUUCAGGAGAGACUGAUGGAGGCUGAGAACACUUUACAGAAUCUGGUUAAGACCAAAGUGACCCUGGAACACGACCUGUCCAUCAAGGCCAACUCACUCUUCCUGGACCAGGAGAAGUGCAUGAGUAUGCGCAAGUGUUUUCCCAGCAUGCCCCGUCUGGUGGGCUACACCUAAGUCAAGUAUUAGAAAGGGGAACCUUUACGACCAAUUUAAUCAACAAUGACUUUUUAAAAUUGUUUUGGAGUGAUUUAGAGGGUGGGUUUGAUUGUAAACAAAAUGAGUUAACUUUAUAGGCUGAUUGUCCUUAUUUUGAGUAUUGUACCUGUAAUGUUUUUACAACACAUUGUGAUGUCGUUAAAAAAUCAACUGCCAUGGUGAUUGAUCAGGCACAACUCAAUGUCUCCUAAUCCUUUAAUUUUGCCUCCAAUUACAAACAUUUUAUCCUCGAAAAAAUGCAGGAAGCGUUGAAAAUUAUAUAACAAAACUCUUGUAAAACAUCAAACAUAAUCACUGAUAUGUACUGCACAUACAACCCGCACACCUAUUUCAAAUUUCUGAAGAAGUGGUACCUCAACAGUCGUGGUCAUAACUGUGAAUAAAAAGUGACUUAAUA
Seriola aureovittata is the source of this 2053-nucleotide messenger RNA. It is a transcript of the gene tekt3, whose product is annotated as tektin 3. Gene Ontology annotation, biological process: cilium assembly; cilium movement involved in cell motility. NCBI's taxonomy places the organism in Eukaryota, Metazoa, Chordata, Actinopteri, Carangiformes, Carangidae. The record is from RefSeq and is a predicted model, not a curated record. The transcript is spliced from 9 exons. Gene Ontology annotation, cellular component: microtubule cytoskeleton; sperm flagellum; nucleus. The coding region runs from base 151 to 1614 and encodes 487 amino acids.